Molecule: messenger RNA, 2565 nt
Organism: Bactrocera latifrons
Lineage: Eukaryota; Metazoa; Arthropoda; Insecta; Diptera; Tephritidae
Gene: hh
Product: protein hedgehog
Exons: 3
Coding region: 514-2094 (526 amino acids)
Biological process (GO): protein autoprocessing; cell fate specification; multicellular organism development
Molecular function (GO): patched binding; calcium ion binding
Source: RefSeq, a predicted model, not a curated record
CAGUUUGCGAGUACCGGCCACAGUUGAAGUUAAUAGCACAAUUGCGAAGGUUUGUUAGUCGCAAUCGUGCACACGGUCCAUGCGAAAGUGUAAAAGUCACAAAUUGCAGCUAAUUAGUGGACAAAAUAAAUAAACGUGCAUGCGUAUAAGCCGGCCAACAGUUCGCUUAUAAAAAAAAACGUGCCAAAUUCAUUGAUAAUUCGACCACGAGAUGAGAAAAAAGUGCAAAAUUUCGCGCGUUGAAAAAAAUAAUAAUAAUAAAUCAAACUAAAAUUAUUUUGCAAAAUUUUUGAAAAUUGUUUUUUUUUUUAUUGCGAACAAAAUUGUGACAAUUUAUGCGCAUGCGAAUAUACCGUAUGUUUUGGUGUUAUGAAAGAAUAUGUUAAAUCUCAAUAAAUAUUUUUGCAAAAAACAAAAUUUGUAAUUUUGAAAAAAAAAAUUUAAAUAAAACGUAGUUGAAAGAAAACUCAACAUUAUAAAACAAUAAUAAUAAAAAUAUUUCAUAAAAUAAAAAUGUUUGAACCCGCUCUCAUGCCAUAUUCCGAUUAUAAUAUUGGGCAGCGCCUGCAAGGGCCCAACACUGACACAAAGUGUUGUAAAAUUUGCAAAAAACUACCGGAACGUAAGAAGCGCAGUCGCGCAACUAAACAAAUCAUGUCGAACAACAACAACAACACCAUACAACAACCGCUGGGCGCACCUCCCGCACCCGGUGCGCUUCAUAUAAGGCUGUCAAUUACCGCAACGGAGCUGCCAGUUUCCGCCGGUGCUCAGGACAACAGCGCCCACAAAACAGAAGACAACGCACCAAUUAUUGAUGUUGGCAACAUUGCGCGAAGCCGCCGCCUGACAUUGCGUCGCCUAUGCGCUGUGCUGCUAAUCUGUACGCUUUUCACCGCUGCGGAGGGUUGUGGUCCGGGUCGAGGUAUUGGUGGGCCGCGUAAAUAUCGCAAAUUGACGCCGCUGGUUUUCAAGCAGCACGUUCCKAAUAUGUCCGAGCGCACGUUGGGCGCUUCCGGUCUCAACGAGGGCCCCAUUAAGAAAAAUUCACCGAAAUUUAAAGACUUAGUGCCGAACUACAAUAGCGAUAUUAUAUUUAAGGAUGAUGAAGGCACCGGCGCUGAUCGCCUGAUGUCAAGGCGCUGCAAAGAAAAACUCAAUGUACUCGCUGUUUCUGUGAUGAAUCAAUGGCCGCGCGUGCGUUUGCGCGUUAUCGAAAGUUGGGAUGAGGAUAAUGCGCACCACGCCGACUCUUUACACUAUGARGGGCGUGCCGUUGAUAUAACAACAUCCGAUCGUGAUACCAGUAAAUAUGGCAUGUUGGCGCGUUUGGCGGUCGAAGCYGGUUUCGAUUGGGUCUACUAUGAGAGUCGGGCGCAUAUACAUUGCUCAGUGAAGUCGGAUUCACAGCAGCUACCACACGUGAGCGGUUGCUUUGCGGCCGACAGCAGCGUACUACUCGAGAAUGGACAACGCAAAAUGUUGCGCGACUUGAAUAUCGGCGAACGUGUGCUCACUAUGGAUGCGGCGGGUCAACCCGUCUACAGCGAGGUGAUACUCUUCUUGGAUCGCAAUUUGGAGCAAGUGGAGAAUUUUGUGCAGAUACAUACAGUUGGUGGCGCCACGUUGACUGUGACGCCGGCACAUUUAGUAUUAGUUUGGCAUCCGACCGAACAUCGACUGGAGUAUAUGUUCGCCGAUCGUGUGCAGGACAAUGAUUAUGUGCUGGUGCACGAUCAAUAUGGCCGUUUGAGUCCACAGCGGGUGCAGCGUUUGAAGGUAGCGCAUCGACCGGGUGUGGURGCGCCACUCACACGCACCGGUACAAUAGUCGUCGAUUCGGUGACAGCUUCUUGCUAUGCGGUGGUGAAUAGCCAAAAGUUGGCACAUUGGGGCUUAGCGCCCAUGCGUCUGUUGGCRUCUAUGCGUGCGUGGCUUCCCGACAGCAAUGAUGUAACGUCGGUGCAAGCGAAGAGUGUCGCUGGCAAUUCGACAGUGUCUGCGACGACGCGAACGAAGGGUAUACAUUGGUAUGCGCGAUUUUUGUAUGCCAUUAAGGAUAUGGUGUUGCCGAAGGAGUGGCGUUACCAAUGACCUGGUGGACGCUUAGCUUAAACUGUUGGUUAUAUGUAAGAUGUGAUGGAAAGGUUUCGAUGACAUUUAGGCCUAACGGCUGCUUCGUCCACUCGCGAAGUGUCGUCGUUAUAUUAAAAAUUAACACUUAUUAAGUACUUUAUUGGAAAAAUUGUUGACCCCACAUGCUUAUUAAAUAGUUUAUUGAUUAAUUAGCUGAUAAGUAGGAAAUCUUUUAAUUAUUUUAUUUAAACAACCAAGUAACUAAUGUGUGAAAGGAUUGCAGUGUUAUGUCAUGCAAAAAUAAUUAGUUUUUAAUUGCAAAUUAAACUAACUAUUUACUGGUAUUUAACUUAUUCGUGUAUGUAUGUGUGUGUGUGUGUGUGYRURYAUAUAUAUAUAUAUAUAAAUAGCGAUUUAUAAAUUUAGUUUUAAGCAGCCAAAAGAGCAAAGAUUCCAAUGUUAUUGAAAAAAGGUAUAAUACAAUUGAAC